Gigantopelta aegis is the source of this 2904-nucleotide messenger RNA. Its product is annotated as protein-glutamine gamma-glutamyltransferase K-like. Lineage: Eukaryota; Metazoa; Mollusca; Gastropoda; Neomphalida; Peltospiridae. Gene Ontology annotation, biological process: peptide cross-linking. Bases 99 to 2357 code for a protein of 752 amino acids. The transcript is spliced from 15 exons. The record is from RefSeq and is a predicted model, not a curated record. Gene Ontology annotation, molecular function: protein-glutamine gamma-glutamyltransferase activity.
CUAUGUGAAUAACGCUUCUAACGCUUUCGCUAAAAUUAAUGUGAGUGAAGAUCCUUGGGACUACUUCCAUUUACAAACGAAGGCGGCAAACAGAAAACAUGGCUCGUACGAGGAGGACCCGACGAAGGGAGUCUGGUGAGGAAUCGCGCCCCACCCCGCCCAGGAGACACAGAUACAACCUGAGAUCACGGUCAAGACGUUUGAAGCUGCUGGGGGGUGACCAGGAGGGCAGAAGACCGACUAUAUCAGACGAGGAGUUCAGAAAGAAAAUAAAAUCUCUUAUAGUCGUUGAACAACCUAAAACCUUAAAAGUAUCAAGUGUAGACCUUCAUAAGGACGACAAUCAAGAAGCUCACCACACGAGUGAAUAUGAAAUAGAGGACCUCGUGAUUAGGAGAGGGCAGGGCUUCGAUGUGUCAAUCACCUUUGACAGACCAAACACAGACACUGACGUCAUCAUUCUUCAGUUUUCAACAGGCCCGCGUCCUCAGGAAAGCAAGGGAACACUUAUACAAGUUCCUGUCAAGUCCAAGCCAGACGGACCUCGAAGAUGGACGGCCGCGUCCUUCUCGGCAGACGGCAAAACGGUGAAGGUCAAGGUCGUUCCUGCCGCCAACGCCAUAGUAGGUCAGUACCGAGUUCACGUGGUGACCAAGUGUUCGGGAAGCGAGUCGAAGCUGCUGACGCGGUUUGAGCUGCCGGACGAAGACAUCUACGUGAUCUUCAACCCAUGGUGCCGGGACGACGACGUCUACCUCGCCGACGUCGAGAGCCGCGAGGAGUACGUCCUCAACGAUCACGGCGCCAUUUGGAUCGGGUCAGCCAGGAACAACGCGCCGAGACCGUGGAAUUUUGGACAGUUUGACGACCCAUGCCUGGAUGCCGCGCUGAUUCUGCUGGACAGAGCGGAACUCGGCGACUCAGCUCGACGCAGUCCCGUGGCCAUUACCAGAACUUUGACAGCACAGACUAACUCCAUGGAUGACAACGGGGUGUUGCAAGGGCGCUGGACAGAUACCUACCCCAAGAACUGCACCGUCCCCUGGGCCUGGACCGGAAGUGUCGCCAUUUUGCGUCAAUUCGUGAAAAGCGGGAAACCCGUCAAGUUCGGACAAUGUUGGGUGUUUUCAGGACUGACUACCACGAUACUCCGAUCUCUUGGGAUUCCUACGCGGUCUGUGACCAACUUCGAGUCUGCGCAUGACACCGACUGCAGCAUGACGAUCGACUUCCACUUCGACGACGACGACGAGCCGUGCACGUGGCUAGAUGACUCAAUCUGGAAUUUCCACGUUUGGAACGAGUGUUGGUUUAAGCGACCCGAUCUACCGGAAGGUUACGGCGGUUGGCAAGCUGUUGAUGCAACACCACAGGAAGUCAGUGAAGGAGUGAUGCAGUGUGGCCCUGCAUCUGUGAAAGCGAUCAAGGAAGGUCACGUGUAUCUUAAGUACGAUACCGGCUUCAUCUUCGGCGAGGUCAACGGCGACAAGGUCACGUGGGAGGUGGCGGAGGACGGGACGAUGGAGGUGAUCGGUAUUGACACCCGUCACGUGGGGAGGUGUAUCAGCACCAAGUCCAGGGGGAGUUGUGCACGAGACAACGUCACUAACCACUACAAGUACCCUGACGGUUGUCACGAGGAACGACGAGUGGCCGCGUUUGUGAACCGGUUCAGUUCACGCGCGGAUGAAGACAUCUACAGACGGAGGGUCAGUGAAGACGUCACGUUCGUCCUGGACGUGCCCGACUCCGCCAGUGUCACCGACGACCUCGUCAUCACCGUGACGAUGAGAAACACCGCCGAUGACACCCGCCACGUGCGCGGGAGGGUGUCCGUGCUGAGCAGCUUCUACACGGGGAUUCCCGCCAAGAGACUGAAAGGAGAACUGGAUGAGUUUGAAAUACAGUCUAAACAACAAAAGAAAGUCGUGCUGACAUUGACUACCCAGGAAUUCCAGAGUAAACUGAAUCCAGAGGCAGCGUUCCAGACAUAUGCCUGUUACAAGGUCAAGGAGACAGGGCAGCAUUUUGCCAAACAGGAAGCAUUCUCGCUCGUUAGGCCGCCCCUGGUUAUCAUUAUUCCGGAAAAGGUGCCUGUCAAAGAGGAAACAGAAGCUAAAGUUAUUUUUAAGAACCCAUUACAAGUGGACCUGACAAAUGGGGUCAUACACAUCGAAGGGUCCACUAUUGUAGGAUCUGAUAUCUAUGAGCACAAGAAGCCCAUUCAUCCGGACGAGACGGUCGAAUUUGUGUUCGUGCUCAACCCGAGACGUCAUGGACGACGUGAAAUCGAUGCGACCUUCUCGUCAGACCAACUGUGCGGCAUCGACGGCUCAGCGCAGUUCCUAGUGGAAUAAUUAGUGGUGGACUGUCGUAACAAUUGGAGUUGCGUCACCCCCACUAACUCGAGUGCAUUGCUCUUUUCAACACGGAACAGGAAAUAGUGAGAACCUUGAACCGUCGAUGACCUAUUUCGCAGUGUUUGACCAAUUCAUGGUUGAUGGUACCCCGGACUCUAUCUCCUAGGAAUAUAUAAGUCCUAGGUUUAGCAUAUCUAGCAAUACAAGUCGUUAUUUAAUUAACUUCGAGUAUUUUUACCAGUAGCGCCUCACUUUAUUUAAAUAUUUUCCAUUCCAUUUGUUUUCCAUUUACAUGUAUUAUAUUUUGUUGAGCGUGUUACAUGAACUUAACUAAUGUGUUUAUUCAUUGCCUGUUGUUCCAGUUCAUAAAAGCUUAAACCUUUGAACCUUAAACCUUUGAUAACAUUUCCCAUUAUUUUGAAGCAUGUUACAUGUAUCAGUACUCACAAAUAAUUAUAACUUGUUCAUAUCAUAUACUAACAAAAUUAUCCGUUAGAUAUAAUGCAUUAGUAUUUGAAAAUAAUAAAAAACUCAACUAAUGUGA